This is a messenger RNA of Chrysochloris asiatica (Cape golden mole), 6438 nucleotides long. It is a transcript of the gene SCN5A, whose product is annotated as sodium channel, voltage-gated, type V, alpha subunit. NCBI's taxonomy places the organism in Eukaryota, Metazoa, Chordata, Mammalia, Afrosoricida, Chrysochloridae. Gene Ontology annotation, molecular function: voltage-gated sodium channel activity involved in cardiac muscle cell action potential. Gene Ontology annotation, biological process: regulation of atrial cardiac muscle cell membrane depolarization; sodium ion transmembrane transport; neuronal action potential. The transcript is spliced from 28 exons. The record is from RefSeq and is a predicted model, not a curated record. The coding region runs from base 198 to 6251 and encodes 2017 amino acids. Gene Ontology annotation, cellular component: plasma membrane; axon; voltage-gated sodium channel complex.
AGACGGCGGAGGCGCCCGUGGGAUGUGGAGAUCGCGCCCCCGGGGCCGCUGAGACUGCGCCCAGUGCCCCGAGUCCCGCACCAAGCCGAGCCCACGCCGAGUCGUAGUCGCCCACCCGGGGGCCCGGGCCGGGGAGAUCAGCAGCCUCCCCACAGGCAGCGUGAGGAGAGCCCGUGCCCCAGAAGCAGGAUGAGAAGAUGGCACACUUCCUGUUACCUCGGGGCACCAGCAGCUUCCGCAGGUUCACCCGGGAGUCCCUGGCGGCCAUCGAGAAGCGCAUGGUGGAGAAACAAGCCCGUAGCUCGGCUGCCUCGCAGGAGAGCCGAGAUGGGCUGCCCGAGGAAGAGACGCCCCGGCCCCAGCUGGACCUGCAAGCCUCCAAGAAGCUGCCGGAUCUCUAUGGCAACCCACCUCGCGAGCUCAUUGGGGAGCCCCUGGAAGACCUGGACCCCUUCUACAACACCCAAAAGACCUUCAUCGUGCUGAACAGAGGCAAGACCAUCUUCCGGUUCAGUGCCACCAACGCCUUGUAUGUCCUCAGUCCCUUCCACCCCAUCCGGAGAGCCGCUGUGAAGAUUCUGGUUCAUUCGCUCUUCAGCAUGCUCAUUAUGUGCACCAUCCUGACAAACUGCGUGUUCAUGGCCCAGCACGACCCUCCGCCCUGGACCAAGUAUGUCGAAUACACUUUCACUGCUAUUUACACCUUUGAGUCUCUGGUCAAGAUUCUGGCUCGAGGCUUCUGCCUGCAUGCAUUCACCUUCCUUCGGGACCCGUGGAACUGGCUGGACUUCAGCGUGAUUGUCAUGGCGUAUGUAUCAGAAAAUAUAAAACUAGGCAAUUUGUCGGCUCUUCGAACUUUUAGAGUACUGAGAGCUCUAAAAACGAUUUCAGUUAUCCCAGGCCUGAAGACCAUCGUGGGUGCGCUGAUCCAGUCCGUGAAGAAACUGGCUGACGUGAUGGUCCUCACAGUCUUUUGCCUCAGCGUCUUUGCCCUCAUUGGCCUGCAGCUCUUCAUGGGCAACCUGAGGCACAAGUGUGUGCGUAACUUCACCAUGCUCAAUGACACCAAUGGCUCUGUGGAAGCUGACGGUCAGGUCUGGGAAUCGCUGGACAUGUACCUCAACCAUACAGACAACUACCUACUGAAGAAUGGCACUACCGAUGUGUUACUGUGUGGCAACAGCUCAGAUGCCGGGACAUGUCCUGAGGGCUACCGGUGCCUAAAGGCAGGCCAGAACCCAGACCACGGCUAUACCAGCUUCGACUCCUUUGCCUGGGCCUUCCUUGCACUCUUCCGCCUGAUGACGCAGGACUGCUGGGAGCGCCUCUACCAGCAGACCUUAAGAUCUGCAGGGAAGAUCUACAUGAUCUUCUUUAUGCUUGUUAUCUUCCUGGGCUCCUUCUACCUGGUGAACUUGAUUUUGGCUGUGGUCGCCAUGGCCUAUGAGGAGCAAAACCAAGCAACCAUUGCUGAGACAGAAGAGAAGGAGAAGCGCUUCCAAGAAGCCAUGGAAAUGCUCAAGAAAGAGCAUGAGGCCCUCACCAUCAGAGGUGUGGACACUGUGUCCCGCAGCUCCUUGGAGAUGUCCCCUUUGGCCCCAGUAACUGCCCACGACAGAAGGAGCAAGAGGAGAAAACGAAUGUCUUCAGGGACGGAGGAGUGUGGGGAUGGCAGGUUCCCCAAAUCCGACUCAGAAGAUGGUCCCAGAGUAAUGAACCGCCUCAGCAUCACCCACGGUCUCAGCAGGACCUCCAUGAAGCCACGCUCCAGUCAUGGGAGCAUUUUCACCUUUCGCCGGCGGGACCUGGGUUCUGAGACAGACUUUGCAGAUGAUGAGAACAGUACGGCGGGGGAGAGCGAGAGCCACCGCACCUCACUGUUGGUGCCCUGGCCCCUGCGUCGGCCCAGCACCCAGGGUCAGCCUGGCCCCGGGCCACCAGCUCCAGGCCACAUCCUCAAUGGCAAAAGGAACAGUACCGUGGACUGCAAUGGGGUGGUCUCCUUGCUGGGGACAGGCGACCUUGAAGCCACGUCUCCAGGGAGCCGUCUCCUCCGCCCUAUGAUGCUGGAACGGCCCCCAGACACGACAACACCAUCAGAGGAGCCAGGUGGGCCCCAGAUGCUAACGCCCCAGGCUCCAUGUGUGGAUGGCUUCGAGGAGCCAGGAGAGCGGCAGCGGGCCCUCAGUGCGGUCAGCGUCCUCACCAGCGCCCUGGAAGAGCUGGAGGAGUCUCACCGCAAGUGCCCACCAUGCUGGAACCGCUUUGCCCAGCGCUACAUGAUCUGGGAGUGCUGCCCACUAUGGAUGUCCAUCAAGCAGGGAGUGAAGUUCAUGGUCAUGGACCCAUUCGCUGACCUCACUAUCACCAUCUGCAUCGUGCUCAACACACUCUUCAUGGCCUUGGAACACUACAACAUGACAACUGAAUUCGAGGAGAUGUUGCAGGUCGGGAACCUGGUCUUCACAGGGAUCUUCACAGCAGAGAUGACCUUCAAGAUUAUCGCCCUCGACCCCUACUACUACUUCCAGCAGGGCUGGAACAUUUUCGACAGCAUCAUCGUCAUCCUUAGCCUCAUGGAGCUAGGCCUGUCCCGCAUGGGCAACCUGUCGGUGCUGCGUUCCUUCCGCCUGCUUCGGGUCUUCAAGCUGGCCAAAUCGUGGCCCACCCUGAACACACUCAUCAAGAUCAUUGGGAACUCAGUGGGGGCACUGGGGAACCUGACGCUGGUACUUGCUAUCAUCGUGUUCAUCUUUGCUGUGGUGGGCAUGCAGCUCUUUGGCAAGAACUACUCAGAACUCAGGCACCGCAUCAGUGACUCAGACCUGCUGCCACGCUGGCACAUGAAGGACUUCUUCCACGCCUUCCUCAUCAUCUUCCGCAUCCUCUGUGGCGAGUGGAUCGAGACCAUGUGGGACUGCAUGGAGGUGUCCGGGCAGUCACUGUGUCUGCUGGUCUUCUUGCUUGUUAUGGUCAUUGGCAACCUUGUGGUUCUGAACCUCUUCCUGGCCUUGCUACUCAGCUCCUUUAGCGCAGACAACCUCACAGCCCCUGAUGAGGACGGAGAGAUGAACAAUCUGCAGCUGGCCCUGGCCCGCAUCCAGAGGGGCCUGCGCUUUGUCAAGAGGACCACCUGGGACUUCUGCUGUGGGCUCCUGCGCCGACGGCCCCAGAAGCCAGCUGUCCUUACCUCCCAAGGCCGGCUGCCCAGCUGCAUUGCUGCUUCUGGCUCCCCAGCACCCCAAGAGGUGGGGAAGGCACCCCUGGCCCGCAAGGAGACACGGUUUGAAGAAGGCAACCAUCCAGGCGAGGGGACUCCAGGGGACCCAGAGCCCGUGUGUGUCCCCAUAGCCGUGGCUGAGUCAGAUACGGAUGAUCAGGAGGACGAGGAAAACAGUCUGGGCUCAGAGGAAGAGUCUAGCAAGCAGCAGGAAUCUCAGCCUGUGUCCGGUGGCCCAGAGACACCCCUAGAGCCCAGGGCCUGGAGCCAGGUGUCAGAGACCGCCUCCUCUGAGCCAGAGGCUGGUGUGCCGGCAGACGGGCAGCAGCAGCGGGAAGCAGAGCCCCCCGCGCCAGGGUGCAUGGAGACCCACGAGGACAGUUUCUCCGAGGGUAGCACAGCAGACAUGACCAACACUGCUGACCUCCUGGAGCAGAUCCCUGACCUCGGAGAGGAUACCAAGGACCCAGAGGACUGCUUCACCGAAGGCUGUGUCCGGCGCUGCCCCUGCUGUGCAGUGGACACCACACAAGCCCCAGGGAAGGUCUGGUGGCGACUGCGCAAGACCUGCUACCGCAUCGUGGAACACAGCUGGUUCGAGACCUUCAUCAUCUUCAUGAUCCUGCUCAGCAGUGGAGCGCUGGCCUUCGAGGACAUCUACCUGGAGGAACGGAAGACCGUCAAGGUUCUGCUGGAGUACGCAGACAAGAUGUUCACCUACAUCUUUGUACUGGAGAUGCUACUCAAGUGGGUGGCCUACGGCUUCAAGAAGUACUUCACCAACGCCUGGUGCUGGCUCGACUUCCUCAUCGUGGACGUCUCGCUGAUAAGCCUAGUGGCAAACACCCUGGGCUUUGCCGAAAUGGGACCCAUCAAGUCCCUGCGAACGUUGCGUGCCCUCCGACCCCUGAGAGCCUUAUCACGAUUUGAAGGCAUGAGGGUUGUGGUCAAUGCCCUGGUGGGUGCCAUCCCAUCCAUCAUGAACGUCCUCCUGGUCUGCCUCAUCUUCUGGCUCAUCUUCAGCAUCAUGGGCGUGAACCUCUUCGCGGGGAAGUUUGGGAAGUGCAUCAACCAGACUGAGGGAGACCUGCCUCUGAACUACACCAUCGUGAAUAACAAGAGCCAGUGUGAAUCCUUCAACAUGACUGGCGAACUGUACUGGACCAAAGUGAAAGUCAACUUUGACAACGUGGGGGCUGGCUACUUGGCCCUGCUGCAGGUGGCAACCUUUAAAGGCUGGAUGGACAUCAUGUAUGCGGCUGUUGAUUCCAGGGGGUACGAAGAACAGCCCCAGUGGGAAUACAACCUCUACAUGUACAUCUACUUCGUCAUUUUCAUCAUCUUCGGAUCGUUCUUCACCCUGAACCUUUUUAUUGGUGUCAUCAUCGACAACUUCAACCAACAGAAAAAAAAGUUAGGGGGCCAGGACAUCUUCAUGACAGAGGAGCAGAAGAAGUAUUACAACGCCAUGAAGAAGCUGGGAUCCAAGAAGCCUCAGAAGCCCAUCCCUCGGCCCCUGAACAAGUACCAAGGCUUCAUAUUCGACAUUGUGACCAAGCAGGCCUUUGACGUCACCAUCAUGUUUCUCAUCUGCUUGAACAUGGUGACCAUGAUGGUGGAGACAGAUGACCAAAGCCCUGAGAAGGUCAACAUCUUGGCCAAGAUCAACCUGCUCUUCGUGGCCAUCUUCACGGGCGAAUGCAUCGUCAAGAUGACUGCCCUGCGCCACUAUUACUUCACCAAUAGCUGGAACAUCUUUGACUUCGUUGUUGUCAUCCUUUCCAUUGUGGGCACUGUGCUCUCAGAUAUCAUCCAGAAGUACUUCUUCUCCCCAACACUCUUCCGCGUCAUCCGUCUUGCCCGAAUCGGCCGCAUCCUCAGACUGAUCCGAGGGGCCAAGGGGAUCCGGACGCUGCUGUUUGCCCUUAUGAUGUCCCUGCCUGCCCUGUUCAACAUCGGGUUGCUGCUCUUCCUCGUCAUGUUCAUCUACUCUAUCUUCGGCAUGGCCAAUUUUGCAUACGUCAAGUGGGAAGCUGGUAUCGAUGACAUGUUCAACUUCCAGACCUUCGCCAAUAGCAUGCUGUGCCUCUUCCAGAUUACCACGUCAGCUGGCUGGGAUGGUCUCCUCAGCCCCAUCCUCAACACGGGCCCCCCAUACUGCGACCCCAACCUGCCCAACAGCAAUGGCUCCCGGGGGAAUUGUGGGAGCCCAGCUGUGGGCAUCCUCUUCUUCACCACCUACAUCAUCAUCUCCUUCCUCAUCGUGGUCAACAUGUAUAUUGCCAUCAUCCUGGAGAACUUCAGCGUGGCCACGGAGGAGAGCACUGAACCCUUGAGCGAGGAUGACUUUGAUAUGUUCUACGAGAUCUGGGAGAAGUUUGACCCCGAGGCCACCCAGUUCAUUGAGUACGCAGCCCUGUCAGACUUCGCCGACGCCCUGUCCGAGCCACUCCGUAUCGCCAAGCCCAACCAGAUAAACCUCAUUAACAUGGACCUGCCCAUGGUGAGCGGGGAUCGUAUCCACUGCAUGGACAUCCUCUUUGCCUUCACCAAGAGGGUCUUGGGUGAGUCUGGGGAGAUGGAUGCCCUAAAGAUCCAGAUGGAGGAGAAGUUCAUGGCGGCCAACCCAUCCAAGAUCUCCUACGAGCCCAUCACCACCACCCUCCGGCGCAAGCACGAGGAGGUGUCAGCCACGGUCAUCCAGCGAGCCUUCCGGAGGCACUUGCUGCAGCGCUCCGUGAAGCAUGCCUCCUUUCUCUUUCGGCAGCAGACAGGCAGCAGCGGCCUCUCUGAUGAGGAUGCCCCUGAACGAGAGGGCCUCAUUGCCUACAUGAUGAACGAGAACUUCGCCCGGCGCCUGGGCCCACCUUCCAGCUCCUCCAUCUCCUCCACAUCCUUCCCACCCUCCUACGACAGCGUCACCAGGGCCACCAGUGAUAACCUCCAGGUGCGGGUGUCUGAUUACAGCCGCAGUGAAGAUCUCGCAGACUUCCCCCCAUCACCGGACAGGGACCGCGAGUCCAUUGUGUGAGUCUUGGCUCCAGCUGGCCAGGAUACUGAGAGGAAGCCUGUUGCAUCAUGGCAAACCAGAAUGCAGUCGUGAAUGAGCGCCCACAGGGGCCUUCCUUCCUUUGGGUUUUGGGGUGAGAGGUGGGCCUCAGCCUCAUGACUCUACAAGGCAGAGUAAGUGGCACUCGCGUUGACAUCCUACCCAGUUG